Molecule: messenger RNA, 375 nt
Organism: Caenorhabditis briggsae
Lineage: Eukaryota; Metazoa; Nematoda; Chromadorea; Rhabditida; Rhabditidae
Exons: 3
Coding region: 1-375 (124 amino acids)
Source: RefSeq, a predicted model, not a curated record
AUGAUGCAUUUACACCGAAACGACCUUUUGACGAUCGAGAGUACUUCCGCCUCAAAGCCGAGUCUCUUGUCGUCGUUUUGGAGCAUCAACGUUCAGGUUCAGAACAACGAGCGUCUCGAAGACCCGAAAACUUGCUCUCAGUUCUCGCUUCCGGAGGUUGCAGCUGGCCAAGGUGAAAAUCAAUCUUUUCCGAAUCAACGUCCAACUCGCAGUGCUUCAGUCACUGAGCUCUCGAUCAAAUUCGAGACUGCUCCAUCAUCAUCAGAGCUUCCGGCCUCCUUCAUGACGGAUACAACCAAGGAUUUACCAUUGGCCAAAGAGACUGCAUCUUGCCGAGUCGCUGAUUGGCUCACAAAUCUCGACAUUAAUAAGUAA